This is a messenger RNA of Panicum hallii, 1890 nucleotides long. RefSeq names its product beta carbonic anhydrase 5, chloroplastic-like. Gene Ontology annotation, molecular function: carbonate dehydratase activity; zinc ion binding. The record is from RefSeq and is a predicted model, not a curated record. Gene Ontology annotation, biological process: carbon utilization. NCBI's taxonomy places the organism in Eukaryota, Viridiplantae, Streptophyta, Magnoliopsida, Poales, Poaceae. The transcript is spliced from 8 exons. Bases 324 to 1289 code for a protein of 321 amino acids.
CCGAGUGCGUGCGCUGGUCGCUGGAGCGAGCGUUCCGGCGCCCGCCCGGCACAAGGCUACGCCGCGGACGGACGGCUCCAGCUCGCUCCCUGUGGCUCCGUUUUCCUGGGGAAGUUCCGUGGCGGGAUCGAAGUGUGCAGGCAGAAGGAGAUAGGAAUGCCACUCGCUGUCCGAGUGUGCAAUCCGGAACGGUGCUCUUCAGAGCCAGUAGAACACGCUGCUGGCUGCUGCCAUGGAAGCUGGGAGGGGAAAAAGGACACGCGUAUAAUCCUCGUGUAUACUUUCCGGGUCCAGCCAGAGGCAGAAAAGCAGAACCGUGUUCUAUGCUUCCAAGGUCCUUGGGAACAGCGGCGCGGCGCCUGGGCCUAGCUGCGGCUCCCGCGCGCUCGCGCGCGUGCUCGGCUUCCGCGGCGCGGCGGCCGUGCCCGCCGUCCGACGGCGAGGAGGCCGGGGAGGAUGGGCUUCCUCCGACGUCGCACGGGCCGGAGCCGGAGGAGCGACGGCGGCCUCGCCGCGGAGAGCAUCGGAGAGAAUUCUCGUUUAUCACAACGGCCGCUAGAGAUCAUUCUGUCUUGACCCGGCAACUUCUAGAUUCUCGACAUGAUACAAUAGAUGAGGUAGGUGCAGAACAUGAUCCGUUCAGUGAGUUGAAAGCGAGGUUCAUGGACUUCAAACAGCGAAACUAUGUGGAAAAUUUUUCAAAUUACCAAAGUCUGGCGCAACAGCAAACGCCAAAGUUCAUGGUGGUUGCUUGUGCUGACUCCAGGGUCUGCCCUACCAGAAUUUUGGGGUUUCAGCCUGGGGAAGCAUUUACAGUUCGUAAUGUGGCAAAUUUGGUACCACCAUAUGAGCAUGGGGGUUCAGAGACUAGUGCAGCACUAGAGUUUGCUGUCAAUACACUCCAGGUAGAAAAUGUAUUGGUGGUAGGUCACAGCCGAUGUGGUGGCAUCCAGGCACUAAUGAGUAUGAAAGAUGAUUCAACCUCUGGCUUUAUUAAGAACUGGGUUUCAAUUGGGAAGAGCGCAAGGUUAAGCACAAAAGCUGCAGCUGGAAACUUAAAUUUUGAAAUGCAGUGCACACACUGUGAAAAGGAAUCAAUAAAUAGCUCUCUUUUGAACUUGUUAACAUACCCAUGGAUAGAGAAAAGGGUGAAUGAAGGUACUCUGAACCUUCAUGGAGGCUACUACAACUUUGUAGAUUGCACAUUUGAAAAAUGGACAUUAGUGUACCGUAAAGGACUGGAAGGCGGAAGCAAGUAUGCUAUAAAGAACAGGUCCUCCUGGUCUUGACCAAUGAAGGCCUUGUUUACUUGGGUAAAUUUCACUCUGCCCCCUGCAGUUCAGCAUGGUUUUGCUUUGCCACUACGUUGUUCAUUUCCAUUGCACCUUGCUCCAUUGUGAUAUUGAUGUUCUGCGGAAGGGAGUCCCUGUAUCAAGGAAUUGUCACAUGGAUGGCUGUUGACGUCGCCCAUUGUCAUGCAUGGCACUGUGCCACUAGCAUGAUACGCUUGAACUGUAUGUUGUAUUGCAGACGAGUAUAGAUGCAUCGACAUUGUGGCAGUUAUUUGAUACAGAGACUCGCAACCCUAGGAAGGACAAAACCACAAUGGAGUGAGGUGCAACACAAUGAGCAAUAUGGUAGCAAAGUGAAAGUCUGUCGAACUGCUGGGGACAAAGUGAAUUUUAUCCAACUAUUUGUAUGUUGUUUCUGAUUGAAGAACAUUAAGGAAUUAUGAAUAAGCUGCAAGAUCGGUCAUCGCACAAAUGCAUCAGUCAUCGCCACAUUUGGCGUCACCGUGUGUUAUUGUAACAUUUAUACCAUUUGUUGUAUCAUUGUAACUGUGAGAUACAAAUAUUAUUUAUAUAGCAUCUGUAUCUGUUAGUCUUAUCA